AUGAUGCUCUUUGUCCCACAAGCCCAUUGCACCGAGCGGAGGAAACCCUGUGCCGUCGGCAGCCAUCUUGGAUAGACAGAGCAGACUUGAGCCAGGAUAACCUGCAUAGCUCAUCCGAACAGCUCAACAACGCAGGGCUCAAAAGACGUCAUUUCUGAGCCACGAUGGCCACUGCACCGUACAACUACUCCUACAUCUUCAAAUACAUCAUUAUCGGGGAUAUGGGGGUAGGAAAGUCAUGUUUGCUUCACCAGUUCACAGAAAAGAAAUUCAUGGCAGACUGUCCCCAUACAAUUGGUGUGGAAUUCGGUACAAGGAUAAUUGAAGUGAGUGGUCAGAAGAUCAAGCUGCAGAUUUGGGACACGGCAGGACAGGAGCGCUUCAGGGCCGUCACCCGCUCCUACUACCGCGGGGCUGCAGGGGCGCUCAUGGUCUAUGACAUCACCAGGAGAAGCACAUACAACCACCUCAGCAGCUGGCUGACUGAUGCCAGGAAUCUCACCAACCCCAAUACUGUGAUCAUCCUUAUAGGAAACAAAGCAGAUUUGGAGGCGCAGAGGGAUGUCACGUAUGAGGAAGCAAAGCAGUUUGCAGAGGAGAACGGUUUGUUGUUUCUGGAAGCCAGUGCAAAAACAGGUGAAAACGUUGAGGAUGCCUUUCUGGAAGCUGCUAAGAAGAUCUAUCAGAACAUCCAGGAUGGCAGCCUGGACCUGAAUGCUGCCGAGUCAGGGGUGCAGCACAAGCCUUCAGCCCCUCAGGGUGGCCGGCUAACCAGUGAACCACAGCCCCAGAGGGAAGGCUGCGGCUGCUAAUGACCAAGCAAACUCCCUUCACCCCUUUUUUCUGUCUGUCUGUCUGUCCUGCCCACUCUUCCUCAGCCAUCCCCACCUCCAUGCAUAUUUCCACCUCCGUAUGUUCAUCCACCCUCAAUGUGCCAGGAGCUGCAUGAAAACAAGGCUGUGGAGAGAAGGAAUGGGGGGACGGGUAUCAACAUGAUCCACACUGAGCUGGGCUGUGUGAACUACAUCUCUCCCCUCCUCCUCCUCUUCCUCCUUUGCCUGCCUGUCUCCUUCUGUUGCUGUCUGACUCCUUUAAACUGUGUGUGUCAUCCUAUAAUUCUUUCACUUCCUUCUGCUCAUCUUGCACCAUCCAGUCUAGUUCCCCACGAUGUAGUACAGUAGACGCCAUCACACGGGUUACUGACACUUUACAUUAAUGUAAUGUUCAUAUGAUAAUGAUAAACACUUAUUUUUAUGUUUUUAGCUAUAUACAGUAUGACAUGUAAGCACUGAAUUAGGUUUCUUCUACCACCAAUCAAUUCUGUAGGAAUAGGAUCAAAAUUAUAAUGUCUGCAUGGUUUACCAAUCCAGCAGUUUAUCAAAACACGUGGGUGCAAUAUCUCACUUGUUAUUAAUUGUGGACUCAGACAACAAAGGCAAUGAAAUAGUGUGUACUAAAGGUUGUUGCGUGCAUCUAAGGUAGAUUCACCCUUACCUGUGAACUCACGUGCCAGCUGUGGCAACUCUUAGGUUCUCAGUAGAGAAAGGAGUGUUUUUAAAAACCAAUAGUUACCCAAAGGUCUAUGCGAGUGGUUCUUCCAUCUGGAAUCCUGGGUGUUCUCCAGCUGGUCCCGUGUGUUUGUUAAAAGUUUGGAUGCAGCACUUGACACUUGAACAAAAAACAUUCUGAUAUCUGAAUUUUGUUUUUGAUGUAAUUACAUGCACUCACCUUGCCUCACCUGUCUGACCCCCAAACUCUUCCCCAGGUCAUAUCAACGGAUUCUGUCCAACAUUUUCUUUGCUUUUGUUUGUUGCCUUAUUCUAAUCAGUUGUGUUACUCUUAAAUCUUGUGUUUUGCUUCACGUACUCUUCAAACUGCUGUUGGACUUACCCCGACUCAGCAAAAUGACACAUUUUAGAAUAAUUACAGUAUUUUACUGGAGAAUAAUGUAAACAUGAGUGGCGGCUGACUUGGUGAACAUACUUUAACUAGUCCAUAACCUACAGCAUGGUAUGAAAACCACACUUUGACUUGUCACAUCUAAAAACAGUCCUUUAUCUCUAGGGAAGCUGCACUGAGAGGCUCUGUAUUUUGGAAGUUCUUCUUCUGCCUUGUAUAUUGUAACACCAUGCAGCAUGUCCCCCCGCUCCCAAAACAUUAUGAAAUUGUAAGAACCCAAUUAUGUUUUUUUUUUUUUUGUUUUUUUUACAAUUUCUGUACCAUAGUGAUUCCCUGAAUAGUCAGCUGUAUAUAUUGCUUCUUAACUAUUGGUGAUGACCUUGCUUCUUGGGAUUUAGAAGUUUAUUUGCUGGCUCUGCCAAGAUCUGUACAGUUGUGCUAGUGGGUGGGCUGUAAUUCAUGCUUGGGAUAUUCUGUAAUAUAGUUUCUAUUAAUAAAUGUAUGUAAAGGACAGACACCCGAACACCCCUGACCCCCCAUCUGCACACUACUGAAUCUGUUGAUUGUUUUUGUUAAGCGGGGAGAGGAAAUGGAUAGAGUUGAAGAUUAGUAUUUAUGUCUGCAGCUUUUGAUUGCUUUCGUUUCUGUAUUGAGGUGAGACUUCCAUGCCAUUUUCCAACCUGUACUAGCUCCUCCGCAUGGAAGGGGCCCACGUUGCUGUCUUAACUUUUGAGGAGUGGGGAUUGGUUUGUUAUUGUGGGGUAAAGGUGGGCUGGGUCUUUUUCCUUCUGUCCCACAUCUUUGAAGUCUGAAUGACCACUUCCUGCUUUGUCUGUCCACAAGUACAAAAGACAACGUACAUAUGUAUAAAUUUUUAAGGAGCUGUGCUAACAUUUAAAUGCGUUCUUGUGUGUAUAUGAUUUUAAAAUGUUGACAUUUUGAUUUUAAUGACAAGAUACUCUAGUCAGAAAAAUAAAUUAUACAUAACCUGUU
Molecule: messenger RNA, 2892 nt
Organism: Betta splendens (Siamese fighting fish)
Lineage: Eukaryota; Metazoa; Chordata; Actinopteri; Anabantiformes; Osphronemidae
Gene: rab14l
Product: RAB14, member RAS oncogene family, like
Exons: 8
Coding region: 165-812 (215 amino acids)
Biological process (GO): endocytic recycling; phagosome maturation; defense response to bacterium
Cellular component (GO): recycling endosome; trans-Golgi network; phagocytic vesicle
Molecular function (GO): GTPase activity; GTP binding
Source: RefSeq, a predicted model, not a curated record